Messenger RNA from Arabidopsis arenosa, 513 nucleotides. Lineage: Eukaryota; Viridiplantae; Streptophyta; Magnoliopsida; Brassicales; Brassicaceae. The record is from the annotation of a GenBank genome assembly.
AAUUCAUCUCGCAUUUUUCUUCUUCUUCCUCUUCUGCAAAAUUAGGGUUUGUGUUCUUCUUCUAAUCAAUCAGAAAGAUGGGUGGAGGAAACGCACAGAAAUCAGCGAUGGCUCGUGCAAAAAACUUGGAGAAGGCAAAAGCUGCAGGAAAAGGUAGCCAAUUGGAAGCUAACAAGAAAGCUAUGUCGAUUCAGUGCAAGGUGUGUAUGCAAACAUUCAUCUGCACGACAUCGGAAGUGAAAUGCAGGGAGCACGCAGAGGCGAAGCAUCCGAAAGCCGAUGUUGUCGCUUGUUUCCCUCACCUCACCAAGUGAUGAAAUCUAUUAUAUCAACUAUAAAGGAUUCCAAUGUAAAACGUAUGGUUCCUCCUCUUUCCUAUGUUUGUAUCAAAGUCCUGACAAAUUUAUGGUUCUGUUUCUCUCUUUACUUAAAGACUUGUUUUCAACAAGUCUCUUGCUAUGAUCAUAUAAUGAAGCUUUGUUUGGAACUUUUUAAUAUAUAAGUUGGCUUGUU